Messenger RNA from Phaeodactylum tricornutum CCAP 1055/1, 1646 nucleotides. RefSeq lists its product with no specific name. The coding region runs from base 117 to 1646 and encodes 509 amino acids. Gene Ontology annotation, biological process: xenobiotic detoxification by transmembrane export across the plasma membrane. Gene Ontology annotation, cellular component: membrane. The record is from RefSeq and is a predicted model, not a curated record. Gene Ontology annotation, molecular function: antiporter activity; xenobiotic transmembrane transporter activity. The transcript is spliced from 3 exons. Lineage: Eukaryota; Bacillariophyta; Bacillariophyceae; Surirellales; Neidiaceae.
GAUACCAACGGAAGCUCUCGAGCACCAUUCCGUCAUCAAUUCAAUGUACAGCAUAUUUCUUGGUUCCUAGUAUUGUUUUGUGGAAUGCAUUGUGCGUAACUGUCUUUUUAGGAAUUAUGACAGAAACAUCAUUUUACGUUUCGAGUGGGAAUCCCGAGCUCGACACAGAAGAUGAUCACACCAGCUCCAGCUGGGAAGAGCUCCGGCAAGGCUACGACUGCGCUGAGACGGCAGGAAUACAAACAAAUAAGUUGGUGUCACUCACAAAUUCCCCCCUGACAGAGCCUUUUCAAGUUCUCGAAGAGGCCCAGAAGCUUUUUCACAUUGCCUUGCCUUCGGUCUUGAUCCAGUUCAGUCUAUUUUUCAUUUUUCCCAUGUCGGCUUCGGCGGUUGGACGUAAUGUUGGAACAGUUGAGCUGGCUGCUUUUUCUCUUGGAUCCUUAAUUGGAAAUCUGACUUGUUUGUCAAUCAUGGAAGGUGCCUUGACUGCGGCUGAUACGCUCAUGCCGCGAGCUUUUGGAACAGGCCAGUACGAGGAAGUUGGACGGAUCGCCAUUCGGGGCACCGUCGUGUGCUUAUGUCUUUUGCUACCACCUAUCAUCCCACUCUGUGGCUAUGGGGGUUGGAUCUUGGAAACACUUGGACAAGACCCAGACGCUUCGCAGCUCGCAGAAACCUGGAUUCGCGUUUACUUUUUGGGCGUAUUCCCGAAUUUGGGCUUUAGGAUUUUGUUGCGCUUUCUACUAUGUCAGCAUCAACCAUGGCCAAUGGUGAUUUCUAGUGCCGUUCCUUGUUUCUUGGUACAUCCAAUUCUCUUGCGACAUUUGGUACCGACUAUGGGUCUGGAAGGAUCGGCCUUGGCAAUUGUUCUAACUCAGUGGAUAUCACUGUUCCUACUAAUCGCCAUACUUGUUGUGAAACCCAUGCACAAAUCGGAAACCUGGCCCGGUUUGUCCUGGUUGUAUGUCAAAGAAGCCUUGGCAGUAGGACCGUCCCUAAAGUUUCUGCAUUUGAGUGUUGGUGGCAUCAUGUCCAUGAACGAAUGGUGGUUCUUUGAAAUUAUGUGCUUUGUUGCGGGCAGUUUUGGUGUGAUCCCACUCUGCGUUCAUACGAUCGCCUACAACUUGGUACCACUAUUGUUUAUGAUCCCACUCGGUAUUUUGAUUGGAUUGACGGUCCGCAUGGGUCACGUCAUUGUGGAAAAUCCAAAGCAUGCCAAACAAAUGGCAUGCUGGUGUAUGGGUCUGACGGCAGGUAUCGGAGCUGUGGUUGCAACGUUGCUGCACGUUUUUCGGUACCAGAUCAUUGCAACAUUUACCAGUGACGAAGAAGUCAUUGAACCGAUAUUUGGGGACAUUUAUUGGCGCAUGGCAGCGAUUAUUUCGGGUUUUCUGUACUUUUUUACCCUUCCAGCGGUCGUCUACUUUGCGGUAAUUCGGGGCGGUGGACUUGAUGCGCUUUGGACUGUCUUGCCUAUAUUUUACACGAUUUUGCAAGGGCUGCUGGCUCUGGGCUAUGUAAUGGUAGAUUGGGAGAGGCACGCAUGUACUAUACGGGAGGGCAUUCAGCGGAGUGCAGCCGAAGCCAAGGGUUUGGAAUCGAACGAAACGACCUUGCUCCUAGCGUCGCCGAAACGAACUUUUUAA